Messenger RNA from Camelus dromedarius (Arabian camel), 2053 nucleotides. RefSeq names its product zinc finger CCCH-type and G-patch domain containing (gene ZGPAT). Gene Ontology annotation, cellular component: nucleus. Gene Ontology annotation, biological process: negative regulation of transcription by RNA polymerase II. NCBI's taxonomy places the organism in Eukaryota, Metazoa, Chordata, Mammalia, Artiodactyla, Camelidae. The transcript is spliced from 7 exons. The record is from RefSeq and is a predicted model, not a curated record. Gene Ontology annotation, molecular function: RNA polymerase II cis-regulatory region sequence-specific DNA binding; metal ion binding; DNA-binding transcription repressor activity, RNA polymerase II-specific. The coding region runs from base 215 to 1759 and encodes 514 amino acids.
GCGCUCGGGCGGAAGUGCUUGUGGGCUGCGAGGGCGGAAGCGGGGCGCUGGGCCUCUGCGGCCGGUGACGCCGCCGGGCGGUGUGUGGCGGCGGCCGCGAGACCACGCGGAGGAGGACCCGGCCGGGGACGCGACGGGGCCCGGGUCCGAGCGCUGGUCCUCACCCAGGGACCCGCCCCUGCCCGCCGCGAGAAAGCAGCCCCCUCCUUGCAGGAUGGACGAGGAGAGCCUGCAGACCGCCCUCCGCACCUACGACGCGCAGCUACAGCAGGUGGAGCUGGCCCUGGGCGCCGGCCUGGAUCCCUCCGAGCUGGCGGACCUGCGCCAGCUGCAGGGGGACCUGAAGGAGCUGAUCCAGCUCACCGAGGCCAGCCUGGUGUCUGUCAGGAAGAGCAAGCUGCUGGCCACACUGGAUGGAGAGCGCCCAGCCCGGGAAGAUGCUGAUUGCUUGGCUUUCCAGAAGGCCGUUGCUGAGGGAGCCGAGGUGCCAGGAGCCCCUGGGGCAGAGCUGGAGACUGUUCCUAAGGCAGAGACUGGGCCUGGACCCACCGAGCCUGAGCUGGAGGAGGAAGAGGGGGAGGACGAGGAGGACGGGGCAGAGCUGAGCGGGAGGAAGGUGAACGCCCCCUACUACAGUUCAUGGGGCACCCUGGAGUAUCACAACGCUAUGAUCGUGGGCACCGAAGAGGCAGACGACGGCUCCCCUGGCGUCCGGGUGCUCUAUCUCUACCCCACGCACAAGUCCCUGAAGCCCUGCCCCUUCUUCCUGGAGGGGAAGUGCCGCUUCAAGGAGAACUGCAGGUUCUCCCAUGGGCAGGUGGUCUCUGUGGAGGAGCUGCGCCCCUUCCAAGACCCAGACCUGAGCUCUCUGCAGGCCGGCUCUGCCUGUCUGGCCAAGCAGCAGGACGGCCUCUGGUACCCAGCGCGGAUCACUGAUGUGGAUAGCGGCUACUACACAGUCAAGUUUGACUCUCUGCUGUUGAAGGAGACCGUGGUGGAGGGGGACAGCAUCCUGCCCCCACUGCGCACGGAGUCCACAGGGUCCUCUGACUCAGACAGCAGCGAUGCAGACGACCCCAGCUAUGCUAGAGUGGUGGAACCCAGCGCUGCUGACCCCGGGACCUGCAGCUCCGCCUUCGCUGGCUGGGAGGUGCACACACGAGGCAUUGGCUCCAGACUCCUCGCCAAGAUGGGCUAUGAGUUUGGCAAGGGUCUGGGCCGACACUCGGAGGGCCGGGUGGAGCCCAUCCAUGCCGUGGUGCUGCCGCGAGGGAAGUCGCUGGACCAGUGUGCAGAGAUCCUGCAGAGGAGGACCCGGGCCAGCAAGGCCGGCACCAGCAGGCCCCCAAAAUGCCGGGGGAGAGGGGUUGGACCUGGGGGCCGCCCACCCCCUCGGAGCGUGUUCGACUUCCUGAAUGAGAAGCUGCGGGGCAGGGCCCCCGGGGCCCUGGAGGCGGGGGCCGCGCCCGCAGGGAGGAGGAGCGGCAAAGAGGUGUACCACGCCAGCAAGAGCACCAAGCGGGCCCUGAGCCUGCGGCUCCUCCAGACCGAGGAGAAGAUUGAGCAGACCCAGCGAGUCAUCCGGGGUAUCCAGGAGGCCCUCGCCCGCAACACCGGCCGGCACAGCGUGACGGAGGCCCAGCUGCAGGAGAAGUUGGCAGGCGCCCAGCGGCAGCUGGGGCAGCUCCAGGCCCAGGAGGCAGGCCUGCAGCGGGAACAGAGGAAGGCAGACACCCACAAGAAGAUGACCGAGUUCUAGGGUUCCCACGCGCCACGCGCGCAGAGCCUAGGGGCCCUGGCCCCACUGCCCUCUGCAAGACCAGCCGUCACCCAGCGACUCAGACGCCACCAGCAGAGGGGCCAGUCCAGCCCAGGCUAGACCCCACGGCUGGCCUUCCUGCCAGCCCAGGGCGCAUGGACACUGCUGAGGGGCGCUGGGGCUGGGGGCACUUCUCAACACGAGCUUGCCCCUGAGCCCACCUGCCAGUGUCUUCAGGAGUCCGCUCACUCAGGAUGGACAUUAAAGUGAUGUUGUUGCAGUGUCUCACUGGAA